Messenger RNA from Physella acuta, 3055 nucleotides. Its product is annotated as IQ domain-containing protein E-like. Lineage: Eukaryota; Metazoa; Mollusca; Gastropoda; Physidae. Gene Ontology annotation, molecular function: protein binding. The record is from RefSeq and is a predicted model, not a curated record.
UUUGUUUACAAGCGGUUGCGAUGCAAGCAUAAACUUUGGUCCAAAAAACUACCAUGACCGGAUCGAUAGCAGAAACAAUGUAACCGUUGCAUGUUAUUUUUAUGCAGCUGUGAUGAACAAAGAUUUAGUUCAUUGUGAAGAGUGCUUUUGAGUGAAACAACAAAGAAUGCAGCAAAACUCAUCAAAGAAGUCCAACAAGAAAACCCCACGUCGUCCAGUGACCCCAGGGAAAUCUAAAAAUGGCAAAGAGCUAUGGAUGAAAGCAUUGAAAAAGAGACAAACACUAACAAUGUCUAAUGCCUACCGACCAACCACCCCUCGACAUAAAACAUCCACAGAAUAUUUUAUUGAAAGUUUACGCAAAUCCGGUGUGGGAAUGAGAAGGGAGACUACUCUAACUGGAUUACCACGAGCUAACAAUGAACUAAUGCCUUACAUGAGUACACCCCAUUAUCUCAGGCAGUUCAUGGGCACAGAAAAGAUAGGACGAAAUGAUGAUUUAACUGCUAGGCCUAAUGUUGGAACUCCUGCUUAUAAAACACCAGAGGAAUACUAUGAUGAGGUCUUAGAACUUAGGAAGCAAAUUUCUGGUUUGGCGCUAGAAAGUUCAACAAACAAAACAAAAAUUAGGCGACUAGAAGAAGAAAAUCAAAAGAAGGAAAAGGAAAUAGAGGCUCUUCUAAAUCCUGGAAAGAAUGGUGAAAUACGUAGAACAAUGGCAGAUAAAAAUGCUGAUUCAGGGGCAGUAAUCCACAAUUACAAACAGAAAAUUUUAAAACUUGAAAUGCAGCUGAAAGAUAAAGAAGCAGCGUACAGCAAACUGCAAGGGGAUUUGAAAACAACAAAAAUAGAGGAAAUGAGGGUUCAGCUGGAGGCUGUGUAUGGGGAGGUGAUUAGACUGCAGAUGACAAAAGAUUCAGAUAAGACCAGUUCCACCAAGGAGUCAGCAGCCAAAGUGAAGGCUCUGAGUGAGACUGUGAUCCGCCUGAGUAAAACCAAUGAGCAACUGCAGAUAGAGAACAAAUCCUUGAAGGAGGACCUUCACAGGGCCAUGGAGGAUUCAGAGAAAGCCCAAAGUGAUUUUGCUAAUAUGAAGAAAAGGGAUCAGACCAGUUAUACAGACAAGAGAGUUUCAGACAGAGGAAGGGGGGAGAGAGAUCAGCUGUCAAGUAGAAGUAGACAUCAAGGUAAAAUUGACCUGAAAGGAAGUUUAGAGGAACGGUUGCAUCAGCUUGAUCAAAGGGAGACAGAACUUUUGCAACAAAUUGAUGAUCUAAAGGCAACUCUUCAAAGAAAUUUACAAGAAAAGCAGAAAAAAGAGAGUAUGUCAUCCCUCCCACCAACACCAAGAAGAAGACAAAGCUCAGCCAAUCAUUUUCAAUCUGAAGAUGUUGUAGAUGGUAGACUUUACUCAGAGCCAGGUUCAAGGCCCAGCAGCUCCAGGUCAAAAUCUUCAGAAGUUGAAAACUUCAAACAAAAACAUGCAGCCAAAAAUAUUCAGCGUCAGUGGAGACAACACAAACAGCAUCAGGUAGAUCACCAGCAGAUGGAUGAUGAAGUAGAAGCCUUUAAAGAAAAUUUGGCAGCCAAAAGAAUUCAAAGAGGGUGGCUGGAUCACAAGCAACAUAAAUAUAAUGAGGAACUGGAUGAUGCUGCCUAUAUGAUUCAAGGCAGUUUAAAAGCUCACCAUACAAGGAAAAAACAAAUGAACCAGUGGAGUUUCAAGUACCGAGAUGUUGAUGAAGAGGAUGAUGAUGAUGAGGAUAUUGACCUCAUACAGUCCACUUUCAGAGGUCACAAGGCCAGGAAGCAAGAGCUAGGCAACUUAAAAAACAUGUUGUCUAGGAGAGAAGAGUCAAAAAGUGCAGGCAGUGUCAGGAGUUUGUCACAUCAGUCCCUGUCUGGUGCAAGAGGAAGUGCCUCUAGAGACCCUUCACCUAUGGGGAGUCAGAUUUUAGGAGACUCUCUGAGUCGACGCCCAUCAUCCGCUUCUUAUAAAUCCAAGCGCGGAUCAGUCAGUCAAGUUUUUAAAGCCAAAUACAACGUCCAACCAUCCAACGAUGAUGAUGAUGACAUCAUGUUUUGAAGACAAAAGUUCAAAUAUUUAUUUCAUUGUACAGAAAACAUUUUGAUCUCAACAUUCUGUAUGACAGGCUGUGACAUGUGACCUUUUAGUGUAUCGACCUUUUAACAUUCAACCUUUAACCUUGUCUAAAACAAUCUGCUACUUUACCCUCAAUUUGACAUGCUAUUAUAUAAACCAGCUGUCUAAAGCAAAAGCUAUUGAGCUUAAUAAGCUGAUAGAUUUAUUUCCCUUUAGUUUCUGUGAUCCAACAUUUUUCUGCACUCAACAAUGCACUCUUUUUUUUUUAAACCUCUUAAAAUACAAAAUGUAGGCUAAAACAACAAUUGUAGCUAACAUCAGUGGCCCUGCAGUCCUUUCUUUCUGACUGGUAUGUUUUCUGAUUUGUUGUACACAAACUUCCCUUCCCAAUAAUAGACCAGAUGCCUUGUUAUUUCAAUCAGUUUACCAGACAGCUCUACUAUAUAGAAAUAUAUUACAAGGGGAAGUAAUGUCACCUAGCAGCUCGUUCACAGCUACUGCUAGUAAACAUUUCAGUUACCUACCAUACUCUUAAGGACACUGAAUCUGCCUCAAGUGUUUGUGUGUGAAUAGUCUCCCUUCGUUUGAGUAAAAUAACCAGAUUUUUAAUACCUUAUUGCAAUAAGUUUUAAAAACCAUCUAGAUUCUAGAUCUACAUUUUCUGUUUUACUCAAUACAAUGGUUAUAAUUGUUAUAAUAUAAUCCAUCACAUCAAAUCCAAAAUGGUUUAAAGUACAGUAGAUAAUAUAAUAAAUACUCUUAGUCAUAAUUAUCUAAUAUUAUUAAGAAUCAGUACUAGCCUUGUUAUAUUAAACUUUAGUGUAAUUUUACCAAUAAAUGUAAUUGUUCAUGUGAUAUUGAUUUGUAAGUCAAGUUCGUGUAAAUGUUAAUGAACAUUUUUUUUAGCUUAUACCACUUGCACUUGUUAUUAUUUACAAAUAAAGGACAAUA